Molecule: messenger RNA, 2844 nt
Organism: Monosiga brevicollis MX1
Lineage: Eukaryota; Choanoflagellata; Craspedida; Salpingoecidae
Exons: 27
Coding region: 1-2844 (947 amino acids)
Cellular component (GO): myosin complex
Molecular function (GO): ATP binding; cytoskeletal motor activity; protein binding
Source: RefSeq, a predicted model, not a curated record
AUGGCGGGUAGUGGGACCACGGCCGUGGGUGCUGUGGAUGAUCUGGCCACGCUGACCACCUUGGACAAUGACUUGUUGCUUGAGCAUCUGCAUCAACGCUACGAAAAGGAUGUCAUCUACACAUAUGUGGGCGAUAUCCUGAUUGCCAUCAACCCUUUCAAGGAGCUCGGCAUCUACGAUGCAGCCCACAAGGCCGAGUACCAGCAGGGCAACCCCAAGCUGCAGCACACGCCUCACAUUUUUGCCGUGGCUGACACGGCCUACCAUGACAUGCUCAAGACGGGCAAGGACCAAUGCUGUGUCAUCAGUGGUGAGUCGGGUGCCGGCAAAACGGAGAGCGCCAAGUUUGUCAUCAGCCACAUCAUCGAUCUCUGUCGUGCCGGCGACCUGGGUUCCAAACUCGAGCAGCGCAUCCUGCAGAUGAAUCCGCUUCUCGAAGCCUUUGGCAAUGCGAGCACAUUUCUCAACGAUAACAGCUCGCGUUUUGGUAAAUAUACCGAGCUGCUGUUCAACCCCCAAGGCCAAGUUAUGGGGGCUCGCCUCUCCGAGUAUCUGCUGGAAAAGUCGCGGGUCGUCCACCAAAUGGUGGAAGACAAAAACUUUCACGUCUUCUACUACUUGUUUGCAUCGGCCGAACGCGAUCUUUUGGGGCUUGACACCCCAGCCACUUUUCCGUAUCUCAACCAGGGAAGCAUUCCAAGCGACGCUCAUCAGCAGCUUGAGUUGGUUCAUCAAGCGCUGGACGACAUUGGAUUCACUCGCGAAGAACAGAGCAUGCUACAGCACGUGUUGGCUGCUGUCUUGCACACGGGUCGCAUCAACUUCAAGUCAGCGGAUCAUCUCGAGCCGGCUCACUUUGCUGACGGCGCCGAAGGGGUGCUGGCUCAAGUUGCAAAAUUGUUGAAGGUAGACCAGGCAGCCCUGCACGAGGCUCUGAUGGCGUCAAACGUCAUCACGCGUGGUGAAGCCAUCCGCAAACCCUUUACGCUGGAGCAAGCUGAAGACACGCGCGAUGCCAUGGCCAAGGCCCUGUAUGGGCGGAUGUUUGGCUGGAUUGUGAGCGGCAUCAACGGCUUGCUUAAACCUGACCUCCCAGGCAUCCUCGACAUUUUCGGGUUUGAGAUUCAUGCUGAAUCGGGCUUUGAACAAUUUUGCAUCAACCUGGCCAACGAGCAACUACAACAUUUCUUCAACCAGCAAGAGUACGCCCGCCAGGGCGUUGACGGGGCCAAUGUCACCUACGUUGACAACGGCCCAGUCCUCGACAUGUUCCUGAGUCGCCCCGUGGGACUUCUAGCCUUGUUGGACGAAGAGUCGCAUUUUCCCAAAGCUACGGACGAAACACUCGUCCUCAAGUUUGCGCUGCAAUUCAAGGAUUACAAGGCUUUCGUCCCUGCCCAAGGUGCUGAUUGCAGCUUUACCGUGCGACACUAUGCUGAAGACGUCCAAUACACCGGCUACGGCUUCCUCUAUAAGAACCGCGACAGCAUGGCACCUGAUGUCAGCGCCGUGCUACAGACCAGUGGCUUGUCCGUUGUUGCCGAGAGCUUCCUAGCCGAGGUGUCCAGCACGGGACAGAUCUUGGCUGACCGUGCUCGGUGGGGAGCCAAUGCGGGUCGUCGCCGUCAGAAGGAUUACAUGCCAGGCGCUGGCAAGAAGACGAUGAACACGACCAACAAGCGUGCAUUGACCGUCAGUGGCCAGUUUCGCAACUCGCUGUUUCUUUUGGUGGAGAAAAUGACAGCCUGCAGCCCGCAUUUUGUGCGCUGUAUCAAACCGUCCAAGACCAAGAAUGCCAACUUUUUUGAUCCCAGCUAUGUCAUGGCUCAGCUCAAGUAUACUGGCAUGCUCGAAACGACGCGAAUCCGACGUGAGGGCUAUUCUUUUCGCCCGUCUUUCGAAGAAUUUCUGGAGCGACGCACCAAGGUGUUUUUGAAGUACUUUCAAGCUGAAGCCCUUGACGAGAAGGUGCAGCAGUUCCAAAAGCAUGCCGCUUCGCUGCAAAAAGUGGCAAAGGGUUUCUUGGCCCGGCGGCAUGUGCAGCAAAUGAACGAACAGAAGCGCAAGCAAGAGGCCGCCACGGCAAGCUUUUUUGCGACCGUGGACAAGAGCAUGCUGCGUCAGCUUGAGAUCUUGCAACGUCUGAGCGAUGCAGACGCGGCAGCCGGCCCGGAGCGUUUUGUACCCAAGAGUCCUCCCAAACCGGCCACACCACCACCCAUUUCCGCGCCUGCGCCGUCGCCUGCGCCUGCGCCUGAAUCGAAAGUGGUUGCGAGUUUGAUAGCCGAACCGCCGUCAGCUACCGCUGCCGCGCGCCCUCGCAUUGCAGAAGCACAAGCUCAACCAUCACGCGAAGAACUGGCAGUUGCAGGCUUGCUUAAGCAAAAAAAGCCAGAAAAGGUAAAGCCUAUCAAGGUCAAGCUGGACCCCAAGGUUAAGGCAGCCGUCAAGUGGUGGCGCAAGAACGAACGACGCCGCGGUGCGGGUCAAAAGCCAUCCGGACACUUUCAUGAUUGGUUCCACGGCGUCAUCACUCGACGAGAGGCUGAAGAUUUGCUGGCACCCAAGCCUAUUGGAUGCUUUCUUACCCGUAUCAGCGAGACGCGCCUCGGCUACACCUUGUCGGUGCGCACUCGCCACGCCUGCAAGCACUUUGUGAUUGAGGAGACGAGGGAGUCGCCUUCACGCUAUAUGCUGCAAGGACGAGAUGUUUACUUUGACACCCUUGAGCGCUUGAUUGAGCAUUAUCGUGGACACCCUGCCAAUGACCAAGGUGAUCACCUCACCGUGCCUUGUGGUCAGCCCUUGGGGCGACCGGCAGACUAUUUGCUCUUAUUGAGCUGA